Messenger RNA from Aphanomyces invadans, 4470 nucleotides. RefSeq lists its product as hypothetical. The annotation marks the transcript as partial. The transcript is spliced from 5 exons. The record is from RefSeq and is a predicted model, not a curated record. Lineage: Eukaryota; Oomycota; Saprolegniomycetes; Saprolegniales; Verrucalvaceae.
AGAUGGAGCUCCUUGUGAGCAGGAAGGUCCCUGAAGGAGAAACCAUCGCUGGGGCAACCUACCUGGCUGAUAUUGACCAAGCAGUUGUACUCACUCAGACAUUCGUCCAUCGAAUCCAAUCCUCGACGAAGGAUGCUGAAUGGACGUCGACGAACCUGCUCGACAAACCCGGCUGCAUGGUAUGGAAUGCACAGAAGGACGUGGUAGCGUGGUGCAAUGCGUCACACACUGCGUGCACAAUCGUCGACACGAGAUCGCUCGAGCAAUUCCAGAUCCAUCUCCCUGAUACAACGUCGCGCAUGGCCUGCGUCGCAGUAGGUCGACGAGCGUCCCAUGUCGUAUUCCAGUCGAUGCAGCAUCUCUAUGUAUGGCGAAGGCAAGUCAAAUCCACGGGCGGCACAUGGUCGACGCUUCCGCUUCCUCCACCAAACCCAUGUAGCCGAGCGUGGCAUGCAAUCACACAAUCUCGAACGCUCGGUUCGCUUCUUGUACUUGGCGCGAUCCAAUCCAAACCACGUGUGGAAGGUCAAGUUUUCCUCGAGUGCACAGCCGACAUCCUGGACUUGGAUGACGCGUCCUGCCGCUCUAUCGCAGCCAAAUCAACUGUGAUUCCUCAUCCACACGGCAGUAUUCUCCUCGACAUCGCAUGUCACACGUCAACCCAACGGUUGGUCCUCCAUAUGUCGACCGGCAUUGUCAAGUUAGAUUGGCACUCACAAACGCAUGCGACCAUCGAAGCCAGCUCUGUGACAAGUUGCUCAUGGUACGAUCGCGGCAUUUGUCUUUACUACCCUGACGGACGCAUCAACAUCCUCGACGACAACUUGACCACCCAGUUCAGCAGCAGUUCUUUUUUCUUGACGCCUUCAUCGCACAUUGCGUAUAUGCAUGGCAAGUUGCUUGUUUGUGGUCAAGACAGCCUGCGCGUGUACGGUAUAGCCGUCCUGUCAUCGAUGGCGCCUUCAACGUACGCUGCCGCUGCUUCCUGCGCACCAGCCGCAGUUGGGUCAUCCUGUCUCCCACUGCUUCGGCAGCCCACAACGGCAUCGCUCGCCCCACUGAUCACGCAGUUUACCCGCCAAAGUCCAAUUGACACCUCCCCAGAGCAAUUCCUGACGUCGUUUAGUCAGCUUUCCAAGCUGGUUCGAGUCGCCGAGAGAGAAGAUCUCCUUGUGAAACUCACAGCGCUGACAAUACACAACCUCCACCGCGCGUGGCCUCACUCGAUGCGGCAGCUGCUCCACUUAGUCCUGCGGCAGGUUCAGUUCAUGUCGACACCUUGCGUCGACACAUUCACGCGACUGUUGAAGGAGUGUCCGCACACCACCACCACAAAGCAGCUUCCCGCGAUGGCGAUUCCUCGGUACUGCGCGACGAUUCAAUCGCUUCGAGAUGGCUCGGCGGGACCACAUGACGUUCUUCCCCCGUGGGCAGUGACUCUUGCGGCGAACUACCGCCACACGUUUCGCUCGACACCAAAUGAACUCGACGCAUGGAUACCCAUGAUUCGCUCGUACGACGUGCGCAAAAUUUUCCAUCACGUCGACGUGGCCCUGCUUCGACGCGAUCCCCAAGACCUUCGCUUCCUCCGACUGGUUGCUACUGUGCUGGUGCUGCACCUUGUGGACGUGACGCCGUUCGUUCCGUCGGUGGGGUUCUCGUCGCUCGCGACGACUCCGCCGCGGAUGGCUGGCUUGACCAUGUGGAGCCAUUGCCGCCACCACCCCCAAUGGACACUAUCGACUGCUACCAAGUUGGCAACGGUAUCGAAUGCAGCACCAUUCCUCGUUACGUUUUGCUCGCAGUUUUUCACAUCGCACACUGACGAGUUUGUCACAAGUUUGUGUCGCCAGCACCCACAACUUAUUGUUCCCACGGUGGUGCGGUGUCACUUGCGACAAGUGUGUAGGGUGUACGGAGCGCUUCGUCUGCUGCCGUACCAUCCACGACGCAAGCGCUUCCGUCGCGCAUCCGAUUCAACGAUCCAAGAUGCUCGGGCGCAUUCGUCCACGACGGCAAGACCAGGUCUGUCCACAUCUCGAUUCUAUCGACUGUACACGAUGCAACCUGAAGACGCCGACGUGGCGUCGACGGACGAGAGCAUCGCCGCCCACUUUGCCGUCCACGUUCUCCGGCAUAUCAAGCGUUUUGUUUUGCUCGUGUCGCCAUCUCCGUCCGUGUUUUCGAGUCUCGAGUCACAACCACCGUCGACCGCACAAAUGGAACUCGCCCAUCGAAUCGACCCGGACUGUGCAUGGCGCUUCAUCGACACCACUCGACAAUCCUCUACGGCGAUGGACAAAGGCCAGGGCCCAUUGCUGGCGGCAUUUGCAUGGACUGCGUGGGCUUGUAUCGCUCGGGAACUGGCUGGCGAUGCGCCGUUGGGUGGUGGGCGUAUCGAGUCGCGGCACGGCUGCUGGCACGUCGCACGGCUUUCGUCCGCCGUGGUGUUUGGCAAGUCGGAUCUCGACAUUCGCACGGCGCAGAUUCAAUCGUUGUCGCACCACGUCCACACGUCGCCUGUCGAUGCCAUGGACGUGUUGGCGUUCGUGACCAUCGGGGCCAAGCCGCUGCUCGCCAAGCGGACAUCGGCUUUGAUUACCCAGUGCAACAAUGCUGUACAAAACAGCCCAUCCAAGCGCAGCUUGACUGUGGAAGAUGCCCAAGCUUGGAUGUCGGCUCGACUCCCUUGCCGUGAAAACGUCAAUUGGAAUCGGGUGGCGUCGGAUCCGUGGUUCUGGGCGUUCUGCGCCGCGUUGACAGACCUCGAAACGGCGUCUGUCCAAGAAUGUCGCACGAUGGCGCCUCCAGUUGCGGCAGUUCUUGCGAGCGGAAUGGCCUCCACUGACGCGACACGGCAAGCCAUGCACGAGGCAGUGACAAAGCACCCCUUGCGGUUGUUGCACACGCGUCAGUCGCAGUCCGAGGUGAAUGUGAAGCAGCGGUCGCCGUCUGUGGUCCAUGUCCUCAAACUGUUGCAGCUGCAGAGAGCACAGCACGUGUCUCGGCCGUCGAGCGGCGAAACCCAUGCGACGGAAACGCAAACACGGCCAACAAAGCCGACAAGGAUGGAGCCGUUGACCGAAACACGACGUGGGGUGCAGCCCCUGGCGUGUAAUUACAACGAUUCGACGACACAGGAGGUGGCUCUGAAGCUCUUGCGCAAGAGCCAAAGGAUUGGGUCGGCUGUCGCGCUGCGUCCCCGCGAUUUUCGCAGUGCCCCCAGCCUCCCUCGUUUGCCUCAAAUCGAAGAGGAUGUUGUGGCGAUUGCUGAAAACAGCACGCAAACGAUCGACGUCAACCACCCAGUCGAAGGCCCGACACAUGCUUCGACAGAGACGUCCGCGCAGCCCGCAGCGAUUGUUACAAGCACAGCCACCAUGACGGCACCAGUGCCAACAGCGGACAGCACCGUGGUGACGGACCCGCCUCCUCCCACCAUCACCCAAGCGACUUCUACCGCCACGUACGCUGUGCCUUCCAUGAAGCAAACCGUGAAGUUUCCAGUGUACGUGGCGGUGCCACCCCCGCAUGACCAGCGACAAGGAUUUUUGCAUGUUGCCGACUUGGACUUCACAACAACGUCGCAACCAUCGCUUGGAAUUCGAGCACCACGAAGAAAGCCGGCAUCUCCGGUGGAUGGACGGGAUGCACCAGUAACGAAUGACAGGAUGGAGGGUCAAGUUGACAGCAAUGCCAAGGCACAAAUGGAAGCUAUCGCGAGCGCCAGCAAUUCCCUGCGAACUGCGUACGACAGCGUUCCGAUGGACGACGGUGUAGACGACAGCUUUCUCGAGCCGACAACAGGUUCCACGGACGAGCACGACCUGUCGGGGACAAGUCGACCGGCAGGAUCCACAACGACGUCCCUUGCCCGCGUGGCAUCGCUCCAGCACCAAAUGCAAUGCCUCGCCGAGCGCCUUCAAUCGAUCGAGUCAUUCGCUGACGCGAUGGAGUCGGAAUUCGCCCAUUCGCAUGAGAUGCUUGCCCAGAUCCAAGACCGGAGACGAGGGGUGGCCGGGCUGCUCGAUAGCGGAUUCCCCAAGAAACUUCAAUCGCUCGUCGACGCAACGAGUGACAUGCAGCGCUCGCUGGACGUGGCCAGGGACAACCUCGUGCAUGGCCCUCACGAAAUGCACGGAAAGGCGUCGUCGGUGCGGCGCACCAGCGCGUUGGCAAAGAGAGCGACGGAUGGCAUGGCCCAAGCCAAGCAACUCUUGAGGCAGCUCGAAACGACGCUCCACAUGCCUGCCAGUUAACCCAUGUCGGCUAUCCAUCGGCGCGACUCGUUACUCGAUGGCGCGCUCCGCAAGCAGAGGGGUCAGCGCCGUCGUCCACGCCUUGUUCAACGUGUACCUGCUCCUCCGUCAAAUCAUAGCAGUGUAAGAUAUAGAGACCAACCAGCGCUUCCAGUCCUCCCGCGAACAAUACGCGAGCACAUGCGCAAACAACGGAGGGGACAACGUGCGC